This is a messenger RNA of Volvox carteri f. nagariensis, 1700 nucleotides long. RefSeq lists its product as uncharacterized. The coding region runs from base 147 to 1700 and encodes 517 amino acids. NCBI's taxonomy places the organism in Eukaryota, Viridiplantae, Chlorophyta, Chlorophyceae, Chlamydomonadales, Volvocaceae. The transcript has 7 exons. The record is from RefSeq and is a predicted model, not a curated record.
GCGCUGAACAACGAGGCAGGUCCCGCGCCUUCGGCGCGCUUUCUGUUUUUUCCGCUGUGCUUUCAGCUCUUCAGCAAGACCCAUCGGGUAGAGUGCCCUGAUUGAAGGAGCACCAUUAUCGCUCCGUCGUCAUCGUCUUGAAGAUCAUGGCAACCGUAGCAGUAUCCGUCCAAGCCGUUUUAGCGGUUUUUGUCGUUUUCUGCGGCGUUGCUGGCGCCAUGAUGCCGGGCCAAUAUGGUUCCCAGCCCCCUUCCCCAUAUAUGCAAGGUCUGCUGGGUGGCGGCGCUACGCCGCUAGGAGGCGGAAUGGCGCCCAGCGCGGUACCGAGAGCGGCAACUAUGUCUGGUGCGGCGGUUGCUGGGCCGGACAUCGCUGCAAUGUUACUCCAGAUGCAACAAGACCUGGCCGGGGUCCGCGCGCGCCUAAAUAGUCAAGGUCAGGACCACUCGGCUCGCCUGGAGCAGAUUGCGGCCGUCAUUGUGUCUCGAGUAGGCUCCAAGACUUGGCAAUCGUAUGCGUCUCAUUUCGCGGCAUUCGUGCGUUUCUGCGUCAGUGAAGACCUUGAGUUCUUGCCGGCGUCCCGGUAUACCGGGUUGUUGUGGGCACAGUACCUGGCUGCCCGUGGUUCUGUUCGGGCUCGCACCGCGCAGCCCUACUUCAGCGCGGUUAAUACAGUGCACGUUUUGUUAGGGCUGGCUAAGCCGUGUGAUGGGGAUAAUGUGCUGUUGUCGGCGUUCCGUAAGGGCUGGGAGCGGCUGCAGGUCUCACUGGCCCCUACCUCGUCCCUUGUCCUCGCCUUCAGUGCUUCGGACGCCUGGAGGCUAUACGACCGGCUCCCGUCCGUCCCGGUUGCGUCGGAUUUGUUUGUCCCUCUUUUGUUCGUCGUCCUUGGCUUCUGUCUAUUUUUGCGUCCCGACUCCUUGCUGUCUGUCGUCUGGGCGCGGGUUUCGGUUGUUGAUGAGGAGCCUGUGUUUCAGUACAAGCCUUUGCACUGGAAAGGCCGUAUUACAGCCCCUGAGUUGGCCCCGGUGUUGCAGUUCCCGCUGGGGGGCCUCCCGUUUCUCCGGGUUGCCCUCCUGCAGAAGCUGUCCCGGGACCCUGCGCGUUUAUGGCCGGAGCGCCAGACGACUCAGGGGGCCGAGCGUUGGUUCGAUCGUGUUUUGGCGCAGUGUGGCCUGGAGGGCCUUCGUUCCGUCCACACCCUUUAUAGUUGCGGCGGGGUGGUGCCUCGGCCGCCCCUAUGGCAGAUCAAGCCUGACACAAAGCAACCUGACCAUCAGCCCGACAACAUUGAAGUUUACAAGUAUGGUGACAAGAGUUUAGACGCCCCUGCCUACGCUAAUGUUCUCAAAGAAGCUAAGGCAAAGCAGCGCGCGUCGUGUCAACAAGCGCCCUUCCACUAUAGUGACGGCACGUUCAUACAGGCCUUUCGGUUCCGUGAGGCAGGCCACACCAGCACUGCCAAGCCCAGCUUAGACAAGUAUUCAUCAUGGAGGACAGAGAGCGCGGGCGAGCGCGUGACGUAUAUGUGUGCGUUCCUUUGCAUGAACAUGCAUCAGGCAUACACGAGCUCAAGUCAGCAGUGCGAGAUCAGCCACAUCCACCACAUACAUUGCUGGUUCCCUCAACGUGGUCUCCAGUGGUUUCCAGUGCUGAUUGACACAGGCAAUGCCCCGUCACGCUCCUCUCGUACUCCGUGA